AAACCACUGUGCUAGAUUUGGAAGUACCAUAUUGCUUUUCAUUUUCUGUUUGGUUUAUUUAGGCAACCGCCUAGUCCACACGUGUACUAUAUAGUGCAAAUGCUUACAUGGUGGACAAAAAGGGGAGACACACCAUUGGUUCAGUUUCUGGAUGUGGAUAUCUUAAUUUAUGCAUGGCAACUAAUCAGCAUUAUUAUUGCAUGGAUGAAUUUGAAGAGAGUGCCUAUAAAUGCCCAGUAUUCUCCCAUUCAAGUUCAUCAAUACAUUCUAUCCUUUCAAAGUCUUUUGAAGAAUUGAGGUUCAUAUUAGUCACAAUUCCUUCAUUUGAGAUAAAAAUGAAGUCAAGUCCUGCUGAGCUAAUUAGUGAGGCAAAGAGUUCCACCCAAAAUAGCAAGAUGAAGAGGGCAGUGUCUGUGCUUGAUUUCAUUCUGAGGCUAAUUGCAGUUGUUGCCACCUUAGCAAGUGCCAUUGCAAUGGGAACAACGGAUGAGUCACUUCCCUUCUUCACUCAGUUCAUUCGGUUCAGGGCUGAGUAUGAUGAUCUUCCUACUUUGAGGCUUUUUGUAGUUGCCAGUGCAUUUGCAAGCGGCUAUCUCAUUCUUUCCCUACCAUUAUCCAUCUUGCAUAUCACAAGGAGCAGCGCUCGAAGGACUAGAGUUAUCUUGAUUAUCUUGGAUAUGGUAAUGCUAACUUCAUUGACAGCUGCAUCUUCUGCAGCAGCAGCUAUUGUUUAUUUGGCUCACAAGGGGAAUGCCAAAGCAAAUUGGUUUGCCUUUUGCCAACAGUAUGACUCUUUCUGUGAGCGCAUAUCUGGAUCUUUGAUUGGAUCCUUCAUUGCAAUUCCACUGUUCAUCAUGCUGAUCCUUUUCUCUGCUUUGGUUCUCUCAAAACGUUAAACAAAUCUUUGAACCACUCCAGCUACCAAUACCAUGACCAGACAUGCUUUGUUUGGAUAAAAAUGUGUGUGAGAUGUAUUCCACUUUGUUGUGUACUUUAUAUGUUCUCUGUUUGAUGUUCAAUACUUGUAUUGGUUUUCUUCACAA
Messenger RNA from Lotus japonicus, 1043 nucleotides. RefSeq names its product casparian strip membrane protein 1. The transcript has 4 exons. NCBI's taxonomy places the organism in Eukaryota, Viridiplantae, Streptophyta, Magnoliopsida, Fabales, Fabaceae. Bases 108 to 896 code for a protein of 262 amino acids. The record is from RefSeq and is a predicted model, not a curated record.